AUGGGUGCUGGUAGUUCUAAGCCCGAGGCUGCGGGUGGCUCCAAGCAUGUCUUCGCCAGCAACUCUCCCGUUCAAUUCUCCUCGAACCUAGUUGAAGCCCUCCAGAACAACGGCGAGACCGACGCAUCCCGCACCAAAGCAGUGGAACUCGAAAUCCAAAACCGCGUCGCCCAGGAAUUAAAACGCCUCCACGAGCGCGAACAACAAACCCUCGCCGAAAUCGAGAAGCGCCUCGCCUCAGCAAAAGACACAGGCUCAAUCCCCAUCUCAUCAUCCACCGGCCCCAUCGCAAAGUCCACCACCGGAGUCCCAAUCGGCUCUUUGAACCUGGACGCACCCCGAAUCCCAUUCGCAGGCCGUGAGCACGAUGCCCCCUCAAUCGCUACCGCUGUCGAGACUCCCGCACAAGACGCAGCUCUGAAGCGCGAUGUAUCCUCUUCCUCGGUGAAUAGUGAGAUUGAGGCAUUGCGGAGCCGACUUGAUGGACGACGAAAGCUAGUUGAGCUUGAUGACGAGGUUGCUAAGGCUCAGACGGAGGUGAUUGGGUGUUUGAGACUUCAUGAUCGUCGGCCGUUGAAUUGUUGGAAGGAGGUUGAUGCUUUUAAGAAGGAGGUUGCUAAGAUGGAGGCUGCUUUUGUUGAUCGUAUUGUGGGUUAG
This is a messenger RNA of Penicillium angulare, 657 nucleotides long. RefSeq names its product Mic19 family protein. The record is from RefSeq and is a predicted model, not a curated record. Bases 1 to 657 code for a protein of 218 amino acids. Lineage: Eukaryota; Fungi; Ascomycota; Eurotiomycetes; Eurotiales; Aspergillaceae. The transcript has 3 exons.